Molecule: messenger RNA, 5667 nt
Organism: Pogonomyrmex barbatus (red harvester ant)
Lineage: Eukaryota; Metazoa; Arthropoda; Insecta; Hymenoptera; Formicidae
Gene: stj
Product: voltage-dependent calcium channel subunit straightjacket
Cellular component (GO): voltage-gated calcium channel complex
Molecular function (GO): voltage-gated calcium channel activity
Source: RefSeq, a predicted model, not a curated record
AAAAAAUACAACAUAUACGAAGCAGUUACACAUCAAAGACCUUCGAUGAUUUCUAAUAGUAAUAAACAUAUUGUUCAAAACAAAGAUUUGCAAUUUAGCACAUAAUAAUAAGUCUUAAUUCUCAACACCUCAUCGAUCCGCGAUCAAAUAUUAAUCUAAAAUAUAUUGAAAAAGAAACGAUGCUAUCAGUUUUGGUCCUCGACAGUCAGCGUGGUUGUACGUUGUUCGCUCGUGCUUUCCGUGCGCAAGUCUGGCCAGAAAAUCGAUAAGCGAAAAGUGCUUAUAGGCAUCGAGCCUUUGUAGACCCCGUCGCCACCAAGUUAGUGAAUACGCACGACGGCGACGACGACGACGACGACGACGACGACGACGACGGCGACGGCGACGACGACAACGACGACGUCGUCGAGGAGAACGACCAUAGGCAUUCUUGAUGUGAAACGUGAACUUCAGUUUACCGUGUUUUUACACGCAAACAACUUCCCAAACAUCGGACCAAGGUGACCAGCAGGUGGGAAAGUUAUGAAGCCCUGCUUCACACCUGUCGUUAUUGUCUUGAUCCUGAUCGAGGCUCCCAAUUAUAGCGACAGCAUUAAUAGCAAUAUAUUGAAAUUAUGGGCGAACAAACUAGGCUUCGAGUUGUCGCAGUUGGGCAAGUACGUAACAAAAGUAGAGAGGUUCGAAGAAAGCUACAAGACGGCCGAAGUCACACCACGUGACGGAAAUGCCCUCGUCCGCGAGAUCGCUAAAGAUAUCAAAGCUAUGAUGGAGUCCAAAAUCUCAGCUAUCAAGAGAAUUAUGGAUGUGGCUGAACAGUCGGCGUUAUCAUCCCCAAACGAAGACCCGCCAGAAUCUUACGAAUUCAUCGACGCGAAGAACAAUUCCAUUGACCUCGAGUACAGUUCCCAGUUUGGCGGUAGUGUGAAUCUUAACAUGUCAUCGGUGCACGUGCCCACGAAUGUGUACGAGCGUGCGUCAGAGGUCAUCCGGGCGAUUAAAUGGUCCGAGGCCCUCGAUCGCAUCUUUAUCAAUAAUUAUGAGCAAGAUCCGUCGUUAUCCUGGCAAUACUUCGGCAGCGCGACGGGUUUCAUGCGUCAAUAUCCCGCCACGAAUUGGUACAUGGAGCCGGUGGACCUUUUCGACUGCAGAACGAGAAGUUGGUACAUCGAGGCGGCCACCAGCCCCAAGGACAUUCUCAUCAUGAUGGACACAUCCGGUAGUAUGACGGGUAUACGGCGGGAGAUUGCCAGACACGUAAUAAACAACAUUCUUGAUACCCUUGGUAACAAUGACUUCGUCAACAUCAUCACGUUCUCCAAUGAGACUAAAGAAGUAGUACCAUGCUUCAACGAUAUUCUAGUUCAGGCGAAUCUGGCAAAUGUGCGUGAGUUGAAACAAGCCAUUUCGCAACUCGAAACGGAAAGGAUCGCCAACUUCUCUCUGGCUCUGACAACCGCUUUUGAACUACUCGAGUCAUUCCGCACCGAACGAGAGGGUGCCAGAUGCAAUCAGGCAAUCAUGCUGAUCACUGAUGGUGUACCGUACAAUUACGAGGAGAUCUUUGAGGCAUAUAACUGGAAGGACAAUCCGAAAGAGCCGCUGAAAGCCGACAUGCCCGUAAGAGUAUUUACCUAUCUGAUCGGUCGGGAAGUUGCGGACAUGCGGGACAUGCAUUGGAUGGCUUGCGCCAAUAGAGGAUAUUACGUGCAUCUGUGCACUCCGGCGGAAGUAAGAGAGGAGGUGUUGAAGUAUGUACCGGUGAUGGCAAGGCCCUUGGUGCUGGGACGCACGGACCACCCGACUGUCUGGACGCCUGUCUACGCCGACGUGACAGAUCCGAAGAUAACCGACUGGAAGUGGGAACAACGCGAAAGCGAGGAGCAGCAGGAUCGUUUGCUGUUCUACCAUAAGUAUAAGAAGUAUAUGAACAUGGAGGAGCAGGAUCGACGAUACAUACAGCAGAUGCGGUACGAUCAGACCAGCGAAUUGCAGGAGUACAAACUAAUGACUUCGGUCAGCAUGCCAGUGUUUGAUCGACGCGAGAACGCGAACAUCACAAGGCAGGUGCUGGUGAACGAAGCGUACUGGGUGUCAGAGACAAGAGAGACGAUGAUCGCCAAUCUCCUUGGUGUGGCCGGCACGGAUGUACCAAUCGAAGAAAUCAAGAAACUGAUGAUUCCUCAUAUGCUCGGCGUCAACGGUUAUGCUUUCAUCGUGACCAAUAAUGGUUUCAUCCUGAUUCAUCCCGAUCUCCGACCAGUGUUUCAGGGUAUUUUAAAGCCAGCGUACAAUAGCGUUGAUAUGGCGGAGGUUGAACUGAUGGAUAAUGAUAAAAAUCCCAGAGAAUUCGACGAAGGAAUCAUCAUGUUUCGCAACGAUGUAGUAAAUCAGAUAAAUGGUAGCGUGACACUUCAUACAAAGUAUCAUUACGAUGACAUGAAACGUGUCGGCAGAGUAAAAAGGAAAUACGAUUACACGGGAAUAAUGAACACACCGUUCACGGUAGUGGUCAGUUUGCCCGAGUACAAUAACGCUGGAAGUUACCGGGUGCAUGCUACCGAGGAAAUACAUCGAUCUCACGUUAAAGGGAAAAACGUGACAGAUUACUUCGCGGGUCAUAACUGGCGGGUGCACCCCCAUUGGAUGUAUUGCAAGUAUCAUUACGAGGGUGAACACAGGUUCAACACCUCGGAGUUGCAGCUCCUACACUUUCUGGAGCGUACCCGCCUGCCAGGCUGGAAGUGGAUCGAUAUGAAGCAACGAUCCCAACCGCCGGAAUACUCCGCUACGAAUUCCAAUUUUAGCCCUCAUCCAAAUUCUUACAAGGCCGACAAGAACUCAUACUAUUGUGACAGAAAUCUGCUGCUCAGUUUGGUAUACGAUGCUAAGGUAACCGAAUGGUUUGCUCAGCAAACCUCAACAAAUCCCAACGCCCAAGGAGGACCUUUAGCUAGGCUGAUGAAUCAGAUGCCCAGGAAGCAAUUCAAUCAACGUUUUGGAGUGGUCCUAGCCUUUGUGGCCACACAUAGCGGGCUGACCAGAUGGCAGGAUUAUCUUCUAGUAGACGAGGAUAUGCCAUUACCGGAUAAUCAUUUUAGCAAGCUGUACCCUCGUGCCAUUGACGAAGUGUGGUACAAACGAGCAGUCGAACAAUACUACGUAAACCCGGACAGCUUCGUCUUUUCCGUGCCAAUCAAUGACACGGGUGCCGACAACACCACUCUAGUCACUGCCAGUCGUGCUGUAUUUGUCGAAAAGAAAGCACCGGCUGCGGUGGUCGGCUUCCAAUUUCAGCACACUGCCCUUCAAGCGCUUUUUCAAAAUAUAACGUUUAACUGCCCUGUUGAUGGUAAAUGUCGGAAGCACUGCGGUGAUGAUGAUUGGGCAUGUUAUCUUAUCGAUAAUAAUGGAUACGUAAUCGCUGCCGAGGACGAGGUGGACGCCGGUAGAUUCUUCGGCGAGAUCAGAGGUCCGAUAAUGGACAGUUUAGUCAAAGAAAAUGUCUUUGAAAGGAUAAGAAUCUUCGAUUAUCAGGCGGUGUGUUCCAAGAAUACAAGAACCAAUAAUGCCGGCAACUCCCUUCUUACCCCAUGGAAGCACUUCCAGAAAACAAUGUCGUGGGUAAUCAGUCAAGCUGCUUGGGCUUGGGCGAAAACGGGAAUAAUGGAUUCCGAUCACGCGGAAGCAUAUGGCUACAUUAGCGACGAUGAAUCAGCUAUUCAUGAAGAUGAUCACGACAGCGAGGAGAAACCUCUGCCAGUUGAUUCAAAGGAUGAAAGAUUUUUUGAUCCAAAUAUUUGGUUAAUCAACCGUACGCGUCCAGAAGUAUGCGAUCAAGAGGUACACUUAUACACGCGCAACACCUCAUUCGAUGCAUUCGAUGCGUUGGAUGCGGAUGAUUGCGUGAGACCGUACAUGGUGCAGCCGGUGGGUCAUAGCAAUAUGCUGCUAGUGGUGGUGAACAACAUGUGUUCUGAAACAACAUUUCCACUGUUGCGCGUCAAGCCUGAGGAGGUGAUCUAUGGGAACAACACGCUAGUUUGCCAGAAAGCGCUCGCUGGUCUCAAGCGAAAGCGACCACAAUCCUGUAUACGUUCGAACCCUCGCGAAAGCGAAAUCAAAAAACAGUGUGGCCUGGCAACAAAUGCCAGAUCGAAUUUGCUCCUUUUAAUAUUAUUGCUGGUGUGCGCACUAAAGGGCAGGAGUAUUUUCCUCCUCGGCUAAAAUCAAGUUGAUUUCACAGCCAAUAAUCAGUGUCAAAUUAGUCGACAAUGAAAUUCACAAUUCAAUACGUUGCAAAUAGAACAGACUCUUGCCUGACCGAGCGUGGAUAUUUACUAAAUUGUAUACCAAAUUGUCUUAUUCGGCGACCGGAAUUGCUAUAUGGCACAGAUUUGAACAAUUCUCCAUUUGAUUAUUCAUUGAUUUCUCCAAUCAAUGAAUUAUUCGUUUCUUCGCAAGGAAUCAUAGCUACAUUUGAUUUGAAAGAAAAAAGAAAAACCUAAAUAAAAGGAGAAUGUAAGGCUGAUGUCCCAUGGCGCGGAAAUCCACAGCGGAAUGGAAUGCGCGAACCAAAAGUAAAAGAACGUCACAGUAAAAGAACGAACAGAAUAAACGAGUUUUCUUUUGAUUCCUUCGCUGUGAUUGGUUUGCGCGUUCCGCUGGAUUUCCGCGCCAUGGGACACCAGCCUAAUAAGCAGAGAGAAAUGAUGAAAAUAACUAACUUUUCCUCUUUUUCCAAAAUAUGUUUUUUUGUAUUAAUUAUAUUUCGUGAUUCUCCAACUGUACAUCAAGUCUGUACAUGAAUGCUUUGAGAUAUUCUGUGCUCUCUAUUUUCUCUUAGUACUUUAAAUUUUUUGUGUGGGCGCAGAGAUGAAUUGUUCUAUAUGACGUUCUAUUAACGUGUUAUCCGAUCCUGCCCGGUACAUCCAGUUUCUACGCGAGUAAUAUGAUCAAUCAAAUGUGGCGAACGCAAUCGAUAUCAAAAUGUGUGCUAAGAUACAAAAUUGUCCUCCAUCGUCAUCGAUUGUCAAUUCAAAUUAGAUGAUCAGAAUUAAAUGCGCUUAGCGUAGAAUCGUUCGCUAACACAUUUUCGAUCAUCCCAUUUUCGACGUAGAUAGGACAAGUGAAUGGUAUGAAAUGGCUCUGGAUAUAUUAUAGAAGCAAUGUAGGCAGUUUAAAUAACUAACUCGUUGAGAUGUAGAUUUUUCUAGCUGUCGGAGCAGGGUCACGUAUUCACAUGGUACAUGUUUACACUACGAUGUACGUGCUUUUGUAUAUUAUAAAGUGAUUGCGGCGCAAAAAAGCGACGCGUCAUAUCUACAAAAGAUUACGAAAUGUUAAUUUUGUAUCGCUGUAUCAUACUGAGAUGCGUGUAUGUAUGUGUGUAUGUAAAAAGAAGUGUGUGCCUUUGUACACGCGAUUAAGAUAAAAAGAAGAAGAAGGAGGAAUACAAGGUCUUGUUGUAUGUUUAUCGAAUAAAUAUCGAACGUUCUAUAUAUUAUCGCUAACUCUAGCUCUCGAAUGAUGGCCUCGUCGUGAAAACGAGUUCCGUUCGAGGAACGGGGGAUGUUGUUUGUAUUACAUAGAGUUUAUUACAAUUUGCUAUGUACAGCUUGCCUAUGUAAAACGAGGAUGUUUUCGUAUCAAAAUAACUUUUCAAAAGAA